AUGGCCAAGGCGACCCCUGACGCCCGUGCUUUCUGGGCACGACAAGGGACGCCCCUGGAAGUCUCGAUGGAGCCCCCCCUCGCUGGCAAGGUCUCGAGGCAGGCCACCAGGCACAUGAGCACCUACAUGGCGAGCCAGUUGAGGAAUGGGAAGCGCGAGAUCUCCGAGCGGACCCUCAACCCAGACGAGCUGGACAGAUUCAACAAGGCGAAGGCCACCGAAGUGAACAACUACAUCAGAUGCUCGGCCCUCGAGACCCUGCCUCCCGGAGCCACGCCGCCACCCGAGGAGGUCAUGCGUAUGAGGUGGGUCCUGGAGUGGAAGAUCGACGAGAGCACUGGCGACAAGAAGGCAAAAGCGAGGAUCGUGGUCUUGGGCUACAUGGACCCCGAGUGCGAGCAUCGCCCGACCACAGCUCCAAAGAUGACGCGUGCUUCCAGACACCUGCUGCUGCAGAUGAUGUCGUGGUUUGGCUUCAAAGGGUACAAGGCGGACAGGACUGGAGCUUUCACCGGGAACCGCGAGAUUCAGCACAACCUGCUUGCGAUGCCAGUGAAGGAGUUGGCCACGGCGCUUGGAUUGCCCGAGGGUGUCGCCAUGAGGGUCUGGAAGGCCGUGCACGGGCUCGUCGAGGCAGCCAUUGAAUGGUUUAUGACGGUGAGCGAGGCCCUUACGGAGUUCGGCUGGACCCACAUGAACAUGGACCCGUGCGUCUGGGUGCUAUACGGCGACGCGCACGGCCGGGACAACAGCUUCACCAAAGAGGCGCUGCAGGAGUUCAUUGACCCAGAGCUGCUCGACGAGCUGGUCGCAGCGAAAGGCGACCUUGACACCGUGGCGGUCGCCGGGUCGCACGUAGACGAUGUCUUGCUGGGCGGCAGGGAAUCUGAUCCGCGAUGGGCCAGGGCUGGAGAGCAGAUUCGAGGGCGUUUCACAUGGAAGACAUGGGAGACGGAGGAGUUCAUGCAGACCGGAGUGAGGAUCAAGCAGCAGCCCGACAGGAGCUUCCGCAUGGACCACAGGGAAUAUGUGAAGACCAUAGAGAAGGCCUUCCUAACUCCCGAGCGCAAGAAGAACAAGGAAGCAGAGACCACUGACCAGGAGAAGGGCCAGCUCAGGGCGACCCUGGGCGCCGUCGGCUGGCGCUCGGAGCAGACUGGCCCAAUGCAUUCCGCUUGCGCAAGCCUGCUGCUCAGCACCAUUCCCUCGUCCACGGUGCAGACAAUCAACGAGACGAACAAGCUGGUCGACCGAGCCCAGGUGCUGGUGCCGAUUGAGUGGUCCGACUCGUCCGAGUCGAACCGGCCCGACGGGAAGUCCACCAAGGGCCUGGUCGCAAGCAUGGCCCCUCUGAAGAUCCUCAAGGGUGACGAGACCGACGUGAGCCUGGUGUCUUGGAAGUCGGGGAAGAUCGACCUAGGAUGUCGCAGCUCCGUCGCCUGUGAGACUCGAUCCGCGGUGGAUGCGGAGGACGAGCUGUUCGGUAUCAAGUUGCAGUGGCUCGAGAUGCUAGGCAACACCAUCGACUGGCGCAACCCGGAGGACACACUUGCCAAGCUGCCAGGGGCCGUCGUGGUGGAUGCCAAGGGCCUGUACGACAAGCUCCACACCACAGUCUACACCUUCCGUGGUAAGGAGAAGGGGAUUGACGUCGAGGCGAUGACACUGAAGGAGGGGACCCAGGCCGCCAACAACUGGAUGCUCUGGGUCCACGGUGAUGCCCAGCUAGCAAACUCCCUGACCAAGGGGCACGAGCCAGGACAGCUAAGGAUGUACUUCAGCAGCGGCUAUCGCUGGAAGCUGGUCUACGACGCCAAGUACCAGAGUGUACGCAAACGGAAGGCAGCAGGGGUCCUUCCAUUCGAAAAUGUUCCACAGGAGGUCGUGAGGAGCUCAGAGUCAUCGAGGGAGCCAGCCUCUGGAGCAGAUAAUCAGGAGUUUCCGGAGUACGAGGCCAUCUCGAGCGAUGAGUCAGAUGAAGAUAACAUGCUCAGCUUGGAGGACCCUUAUCCGUGCAGAUCUGGUUCGGAGCAAGCCUGA
Molecule: messenger RNA, 2040 nt
Organism: Prorocentrum cordatum
Lineage: Eukaryota; Dinophyceae; Prorocentrales; Prorocentraceae
Source: the annotation of a GenBank genome assembly